AUGCCUGUGGCAGAAUAUACUAUAUUGAACGCGAACAAAGCCUGCGUUCUCAAGUAUAGCCACGACUUGUCUAUAGUGCCACCAAAUGAAGCAGUUAAGCCAGAUAUUGGCGACAUCUACAGAGAUUCUCUAAAAGCAUAUGAAGAAUAUGACGCUUGUUUAACUAUUACUAUAUAUGGCGAAACAUAUUUGGAUCCAGAAAAAUGUAAAGCCAGAGGUUUUGAUGCAAUCAAAGCAUUUGAGGAAGAAGAAGAAAGAACCAAAUUGUCCGUGGAAUGGAUUGAAAGAACAACAAAAGAGAAAGGAUUUCGCGUUCAAUUCCAGGAAUUUCUUGCUAAAAUCCGAAAUCUCUGGAUUGCUUGGAUUACUCCCCAAAAAGCUAUCAAAAAAGCUUCAUAUAUUGUGGAUCAUAAAAUCAAAUUCGAAGAUGAACUUUAUGUCAAGGUCGUUGCCGUAAAGAUGAACAAAGACGAUGUUUUUUAG
Molecule: messenger RNA, 483 nt
Organism: Ambispora gerdemannii
Lineage: Eukaryota; Fungi; Glomeromycota; Glomeromycetes; Archaeosporales; Ambisporaceae
Source: the annotation of a GenBank genome assembly